Messenger RNA from Anopheles darlingi, 4091 nucleotides. RefSeq lists its product as uncharacterized. Gene Ontology annotation, molecular function: lamin binding; actin filament binding. The record is from RefSeq and is a predicted model, not a curated record. Bases 1092 to 3914 code for a protein of 940 amino acids. The transcript is spliced from 3 exons. NCBI's taxonomy places the organism in Eukaryota, Metazoa, Arthropoda, Insecta, Diptera, Culicidae. Gene Ontology annotation, cellular component: nuclear membrane. Gene Ontology annotation, biological process: nuclear migration along microtubule.
CCAUUGUCCUGCCAAACGGACGUCGAAGGCGUAGCAGGUCUUCGUUGCAAUUUAUGUGGACAUAGGAGUGCAAAAUGCCUUAUUGUUGAUGAAAUCCGCUCGAUCAGUCAUUCGACGAGCCCCCUUCGAUGGUUGCUGUAGGUCGCAAGGAUCACCAAAGGUGUGAUUCAACGGCGACACUGUACCUUGGCCACCGGUUCAACCAGAUUAUUCUAAAGCCACAUUUCCCGUAUAUGUGCGUCAGCUCAUGGUCCCCCUGCGCUUCUUGUGUAUAAUGAUGUCCUUAAAAGGCAACGGUUAAGGGACGAUGCGUUACUUUAGAUAUUUUGUAAGGGGCUUUUAACGUACCUACUAUAAUUGGACCAUUAUCAGUCAUCGACACCUGGAGUAUUUUCUUUCUGUGUCUAAAACAUUAUUUACGAAUGCGAAUCGGAAGGUACUAUUUCCGAGAUAUGAAGUACAAGCCAGAAAAAAAUGGUGGGUUACUUUUUCCCCAACCUAAUAACGAAAUAUUAAGCCGGUGCCAGACGAAGCGUAAGCCUAGCGUAAAGCGUUAGGCGGGCAAAAUAAAGCAAAGUUUUCUUGAAAAUUCAAAAUUCGAAGCAAAAAUCGGCUACAACACUGUGCCGUUGUUUUGGCUUUGAGGUUAGAAACUCGAGUGAAAAAGGGAAAUUUCAAACUCCUUUUAACACAUUUCGUGAAUUUAGUGAUAAUGGUGAUAAGAACAAAUUAGUAUACGGCCUUAGUAGCCGGUCCUUGAGAUAGAAGAGGGCUAUAUCAUCAGAGUAGCUUACCCAGAAAACUGAAUUCAAUAGCCGUCCCGGGGUAAAUCCUCGCUCAAAAAGAAGAAGAAGAAUUUGUUAAGAACGGCUAACUUUGUUGAGAAAACCGGUGUAAAUUGUAAAAAUAUUCAUAGUGAAAAUAAGCCUCUUCAGCGCAGAUGGCCAAUUUAAGAUGAAGUCGGAAUCUCUCCGGUGCUAGCGCUUCAUAGGCUUCUCCGAGCAAUCUUCACCCGGUAAAGAGCGGCGGGAGCGGAUCGCGUGGUCUAGAUCGAUUUAGUGAGGUCACGGGCGGCUGAGUUAGGGACGGCAAUGAUGAACGCGAAUAUCCUUAUGAAUUUGGGCACUACGGUGAUACCCUCGGUCGUGAUUGUUAUCGUGCUCAUUUUUACACUGGCCAACUUAUAUCUCAACAUACGGCGCCGGUUUCCGGUGAAGGUCAACUGUUGGUUUUGUAAUGCGAACACGAGCGUACCGUACGAUCAAGCAAAUAGUUUCGUCUGCCCGUCAUGCGCCCAGUACAACGGAUUCACCGCCGACGGAGAUUACAACCGGGAGAUACCGGAGCAAUACCAGCAGAGGUACCAUGGCCGGUACUGCUACACACAGCCGCGUAACAUAACGGACGAUGACAAGUGGGGCACUACCAGAAGUGUCGCAUCGGCUGGUAAUAAUGGGCUGUGUUUCGGUUGCAAUCGGAACCAGGAACUUAAAAUUCAUCAACUGGCAUCGUUCGUCCCGGAGGACGAGAAUAACUAUGACGCCGAGGUGGAAGACUACCGGAAACAAUUGGAACAAGCGUACAAGCUAUGCGGCCGUUGUGAGCGCAUCCUGAAACGUACCCUGAAUGACGUGAAGCGUAACAUUCUUGGUUCAAAACUGGCCCAAAUCGGUAGCAAAGGACUGAGUGUGCUAGAUAUGCAUAUACGCGCCUCGUCAAAGCAAAUCGCUCGCCUAAACCGUCAGCGAUGGGCCCGCCUCUGCGUGUACGCCAUCACAUUGCUGGUGGCACUGAAACUGCCGCAGGAAUUCAGCGAUGCCGGAUGGGCGAUUGCAGAUAUAGUAGCGCUUUGUCCUGCGCCGUUGAUGAAUCUGGGAACGAACUUACUUUCCUACAUGCUAGCACUGUACCAGCUGAUAAACGACCAAGUAGGACGUCUUUUGGCCGAACCGGCAAUCCAGCAUACCACGGAACGUAUAGAGACGCUUGGAGUGGAACUAUUCCAAAUGUACGGUACUCCCCUGGUGUGCACUCCUAAACAAUUUUUCGAUUCAUUCACCGAGCAAGUCGCGAACAACCAGGAUGCAUCGGUGCUGUUGAAUGUGGCCAUCAUUGCUCUAGCUGCCAUGCUCGCUUCGCUAGGCUCUCAGCGGACGGCACUGAAACAGAUUGUGAUUAUUACACUGGCGCUAGUCGAUUGCUUUUUGCGGUAUGAAUAUCGACGAAUAGAUCUCGGACUCUAUUUUAGUCUAAUCGCGCUAGCGCUGGCGGUGAGCUGCAUAGGACAGCGAUCCAUACGAAGCGAUGUAGCCGAUGGUAAUCUUAACUCAAGCUUUCACAAGAUCUACUCGCAGCAGUGCAGUGAAGCCGAUUACUCGGACGCUGACACGACGGCAGGAAACCAGUCGUUCAAGCACGGUCCAGAUACUGAUUCUGCGACCACAGCUUGUCAGGUCUCUCCCCCAACACCAUACGCUGUAGCGAAUGCCAGCCGCAAAUCGCUCGAUACAACCAAGUCUUGUAGUCCCUCAUCGACAUUUUCCUUAUCAACCAUGAAUCCAUUUUACACGUCCGGUAACGGUCACUCGCCUACCUCUGUUGGCAUGGAAACAAGUAAAAUCAGUGGUUCCUUAUUCAAUAUGCCGGAAGCGGUGAAUGAAGUCGCAUCAUCUUCGGCAUCGGUGUUCAAUCGUUCGACCAACGCUGGAUCGAGUUCCCUGCUAAAAACUCCCUCAUUUUCGGUAGCCGAUUUCUCCAAAGUAACACCACAGAUCGGCAGUAGAACGGCCGAUGACCGGCACCAAAGUCUCAAAGGGGGUGGUGGAUUCCAUCACUCCAUGAGUAUCAUCAAUCGGCAGGCGAUGCAGUCGCUUCGAGAGGAUCCUUUGAUUGAGGAUGAUAUUGAUCGGCUGUCGAUCAGUGGUCGUGCCUCGCUCAAUGCGUCCCGUUCUAGCCGCAUGUCACUUGGGGGUAGCAAUCCCUUCGCCCAGAUCGACCAUGAUACCGCAUCAUCGGCGACACUACGUCGCAGACGCAUCGUACCACCCUUAGAAAUGUUCCCAGUAGUCGAAGAGUCCCCGUGGUCACAGGUGACAGCAACUGGCGAAGUAGGUGCGACGGUGCUCGGCCAACCGCACAUGUCACGUACCUCGUCGCAAAGUUCUGGUUUCGAGUCACAGAGUGCAACCCGCCGAAACACACCGACGGAAGUGGAUGCCCUAUCCGUGUACACAGGUGCUGACAGUACUUUACGCCAUGAGCAACCGCCAUCUCCCGUACCAUCGUCCGCAUCAGUCCUGUACCGGAAUCCUGGUAACAGCAUGCCAUGGUCAAGUAACCAUCGGCAACAGCAGCACCAUCAUUCGCUGUUCAGUCAUCAGAGUCUUUUCAAGCAUGCGGCUUAUCAACCACCGUUCAAUGGACCAACGGGAGGUGGGUUGUUUUUCACGCGUCCUACCGCUUACCAUACGGCGACCAAUGGUUUCAGCAGUGGUUCUGUGACAGGAUCUACCACUAGCUCUUCUGCUGCAUCCACGGCGCAUCGCAAUUUCGGCCACAUUUUCCCUCCUCAACAAUCACAGACACCUUCGUACCAUUAUCAUCACCACCAUCAACAGCAGCCAUCAACACUAGCCAAUAACAACAACUCACUGCUGCUCAAUUCUUCUUUCCUCGGCGCUUCUGUACCGACGACUACGGACAGAUCCUCGCUCUUCAAUACAACUGCCACAGUUGGUUUCUCAGGAACAGUAGCAGGCUCUGUCACACCGCAACCACCACAUCCUUCCUUUGUUGGAGCUAGCUUUUCAGGUUCCACCACAAAGGCUACUACUGCCAAAUUGCGCGCGAGCCUGCUUGAUCUUGCUAAACUAAACAACGAAUUGAACGAAGGGAAAGUUAUGCCCACUGCCUAGGUAGUUUCACUGCCGAAAUAGAUAGAUCAAUGGGAAGGAAAAGAUGCAACGGGCGGGUGAUGUGAGAGCAGCCCCACGCGCGUGGAACACUGAUAUGCUGUUCCUCCUUUUCCUCUCGGUAAAUAUGUGUGAUUUAAUAAAUUUUUUCUUAAUAAUUUUGUAGUUCUCUACUCACUA